AUGUGGUAUACCGAUGAAGAUGAAGAGACAGCAGAGAUCAUAGACAACAUUGAAAAAGAGGAAACUAAAAUCAUCAAGCAGAAAGCUUUUCACCAUAGCCAUCAUCAACAAGUGUUGAAUCUUAUGAAUAACAAUAAUAAUCAACAAGAUUCAAACUCAGAUAUAAAUAUCAAUAAUAAUAAUAAUACAACCUUUGUAAAUAAUAAUAAUAAUAAUAGCAACGACAACAAGAUGGAUAGAAAUAAUAAAUCAUUAAAUGAUAGUGAUAAUAAUGUAAUUAGAAGUUCGUCGGGGUCAUCACCAUCACCUUCACCGUCACCAAUGGCUUCAUCUAGUGACACCAUGUUUGUCAUUGAAGAGUUACCCGAGUCAUCAAGUGGUGGAGCAACUACUACAGCUAUCAACCUUCAACUACCCAAGUUUGUAGAUACAGCUGCACCAACACUCCAUCUCUCACCCAUCCCUAAAAAGAAAAUGAUCAAUGAUGACGAUGAAGAAGAAGUAGAAGUGGAACCAAACAUACUACCAUCAUCAUCAAAUAGAGAUACACCCAAUCUAAUUAGUGGUCUAAGAAGUAUCAAUGAAAGUAAAGAUGAUAUUCCCGAACCAACUACACCAAUCACACCACAAACCCCAUCAUCAUUAUCAACAAGUAAAGAUAAUAAUAAUAAUAACAAUAUUAAUAUUGUUAAUCUUAAUAAUAAUAAUAAUGGUAAUAAUCAAUUUACAUUUAUACAUUCACCACCAGAUUUAUCAACAAUGACACAACAUCAACAUAAUAUUUAUGUUGGUAAAUUGGUAUUUUCACAAUUCCUAAACAAACAUACAUGUUAUGAUGUCAUCCCAAUCAGUGGAAAGGUGGUUGUAUUGGAUACCAAACUCGUUGUAAAAUCGGCAUUCUAUGCUUUGGAAGAGAAUGGUAUAAAGUCUGCACCUCUUUGGAGUCCAGAUCUUCAAGACUUUACUGGAAUGAUUACUGUAUCUGAUUUUAUUGAUAUCUUACUCUACUAUUACAACAAACCAAAAUCUGAUAAUAUCUUUCAAGAUAUGGGUAUUCAUAGAAUUGAAACUUUUUGGAGAGAAAUUAAUGUAGAAAGACCAAAAACUUUAAUUUAUACUGAACCUGAAACCAACCUUUUUGAAGCUGCUUCCCUUUUGUUAAAAUAUAAAAUCCAUAGAUUACCAGUUGUCGAUAAAAAGGAAACAAAUUCUAUUCUUCACAUUCUAACUCAUUCUAGAAUAUUAGCAUUUAUGAUGAAAAGUUUACCAGAUUUACCAAGUGGUUUAUUAUCAUGUACUUUGGGGUCACUUGGAAUUGGAACAUUUGAAAAUGUUUGUACUGUGAGCGUAGACACUCCACUUGUUCAAGUUUUAAAGUUAUUGUCGGAAAAGAAAAUAUCUGCUGUACCAAUAUUAGAUGAAUCCGAUAAAGUAGUUGAUGUUUAUUCUAAAGGUGAUGUUACUCUUAUGGCAAAACAAGGAAUUUUAUCACCAUCAGAUUUGGAUAAACCAGUUCAUCAAGUAUUAAGCACAUUCUCCAGACUAUGGCAAAGACCAGAACAAGUAUAUUCAUGUACAAAGAACGAUAAAUUGGGUGAUGUGAUUGAAAAGUGUAUAAAAAAGAGAGUACAUCGUUUGAUAGUGGUAGCAAUCGACUCUUCCAAAAAGGUUGAAGGUAUUCUUUCAUUGUCUGAUAUCUUAAACUUUUUAUUAAAUCUAAAUAAAUAUUAA
This is a messenger RNA of Cavenderia fasciculata, 1731 nucleotides long. It is a transcript of the gene prkag, whose product is annotated as cystathionine-beta-synthase domain-containing protein. The record is from RefSeq and is a predicted model, not a curated record. Bases 1 to 1731 code for a protein of 576 amino acids. NCBI's taxonomy places the organism in Eukaryota, Evosea, Eumycetozoa, Acytosteliales, Cavenderiaceae. The transcript has 4 exons.